Bombyx mori (domestic silkworm) is the source of this 2049-nucleotide messenger RNA. RefSeq names its product ionotropic receptor 75a. The transcript has 15 exons. The record is from RefSeq and is a predicted model, not a curated record. Lineage: Eukaryota; Metazoa; Arthropoda; Insecta; Lepidoptera; Bombycidae. The coding region runs from base 1 to 2049 and encodes 682 amino acids.
AUGGUUAUUUUCAUAUUUCUGUGUAUUCUUUCUCUGGCCUCUGGUUUUAGUUCAAACGAAACUCAGUUGUCCAUUGAUUAUUUUAAGUACAAGAAUGUGAAACUUGUAUCGUAUAUUACGUGUGAUAAGUUAUUCAAUAACAAUCUUCUUGCCAAAAUGUAUAUGGAAAAGAAAAUAAGGAUGUCACUGCACAACUUGAGUCAUAGAAAAUAUGAUUUUGAAACGUUCAUGGUGCCACACAACACUAGUAUAGGGCUAUUGGUCGACGGGGAAUGUAAUCACACUAAAGAACUCUACUUGGAGGCAGCCAAAUUAAAGUUAUUCGAUUCGACCCAUUCGUGGCUCGUGUUCCCUGAUGUCCAGGGACCUGAGAACGAUACAGAGGACUUCAUCGAUGAUAUGUUUGCCGAUGUGGAGCUGUAUGUUAACGCCGAUAUUGUUGUUCCUAGUUAUGUAGGAGAUCAUUACAAGCUCACUGAUGUUUACAAUUUCGGUAGAAUUCAAGGAAAUCCUUUAGAGAAAAUGGUUAUUGGAGCGUGGGAGCAGCGGGCAGGGCUCGUUAUAUAUAACAAAACUUUCAAAUAUUACCAACGCUGGGACUUUCAUAAUUUAACUUUGAGAGCGGUUUCUGUGAUUUUGGAACCACCCAAGGACUUCUAUCCUGAAAUCUUAACUGAGAUGAAAUAUACUCCUGGCAUCGUGAGAAUGACGAAGAUUGCUUCUUUGCUGCUUAAUAUUCUGAAAGAACAGCAUAACUUCAGAUUUAACUACACCAUACGCUCUCGCUGGAUCGGGUCGCCAGAACGGAACUCUACUCCGAUGGUGUCUAACGCUUUGCUGUGGGGUGACCAAGACAUAGCGAGCACGAGCGGACGAAUAUUCCCUAAGUGGUUGGAUUGGAUGGACAUAUUCUAUCCGCCUGUCACACAUUUAGAGACAAAAUUCUACUAUAUGAUCCCGGACAAAGGAAUUGGUGAUUACGAGAACCGUUUCUUGACUCCAAUGUCUCCGGCAGUCUGGUGGUGUUCUCUGGCCACUGCUGUGGUCUGCAUCUUCGGAUUAGCUGCUGCAGCUAUGCUGGAGAGAAGACCGAGUCCUGGAAUUUUUGCAUUUUUCAGUGUAUUUGCGACAACUUGUCAACAAGAUUUUGAAGACGGUGCGCCAUUAGAUGAAACGGUCUCUAGUCAAGGUCGUCGCGCAGCACUCCUGGUAGUGGGACUAACUAGUAUGCUUCUGUACAAUUACUACACGAGCAGUGUAGUGUCGUGGCUGCUGAACGCUGCGGCUCCGUCCAUCUCCGACCUGGACGGCUUGAUGAACAGCGACUUUGAGCUCAUCUUUGAGGACAUCGGCUACACCAGAGGGUGGUUCGAUAACCCAGGAUUAUUUUAUUUUAGUGGUUUUAAGAAUCCGAAAGAAGAUAUUCUCAGAGACAAGAGAGUGCUUCACACAAAGCGCAAGUUGCCGCCGCUACAGCCUGUUGAAAAGGGAAUCGAACUUGUGCGUACCGGACAGUUUGCCUAUCACACCGAGCCCUUUACGGCGAGUCAACUAAUAUCCAGAACGUUUAAAGAGCAAGAGCUUUGUGAACUUGGUGGUUUGCCAAUAAUGUUACCAGCGAACGCAUAUAUGUACGGACAGAGGAGGAGCCCUUACAAGAAGUUUUUUGUUUGGAGCCUGAUGCGAUUGUUGGAACGCGGACACAUCAGGGCGGCAGAGGCUCGCUUCUCCGGAACCAUCCCGCCGUGCUCGGGUCGAAUGCCACGGUCGCUGGCUCUGGGACAAGCAGCUCCUGCCUUUGUGCUCCUUGCUGCAUUCACUGUUUUAUCUGUUAUUAUUGCUAUGAUAGAGAGGAUUUGGUUUAGUUUCCAGAUGGAUUUACCUAUCUUACAAGAGCUUCUGAAGGCCAUCAAAGACGCAGUUUCCGGUUCCCGCCAGAACGACAGCGAGGUCGCUCUGCCAGUAUUUGAUCCAGCUAAAAGUGACCUUGGUGCUGAAUCAUGGUGCAACAAUAUUGAAACCCUCAUCCAAAGAGUUUGUAUGGAGUAA